Zingiber officinale is the source of this 1924-nucleotide messenger RNA. Its product is annotated as inositol-pentakisphosphate 2-kinase IPK1-like. The transcript is spliced from 9 exons. The coding region runs from base 218 to 1540 and encodes 440 amino acids. Gene Ontology annotation, biological process: inositol phosphate biosynthetic process. Gene Ontology annotation, cellular component: nucleus. NCBI's taxonomy places the organism in Eukaryota, Viridiplantae, Streptophyta, Magnoliopsida, Zingiberales, Zingiberaceae. The record is from RefSeq and is a predicted model, not a curated record. Gene Ontology annotation, molecular function: ATP binding; inositol-1,3,4,5,6-pentakisphosphate 2-kinase activity.
AUCUGAAUUCUGUUCCUCUGGACAUCUUCCGUGCUCUAUCGCUCUGUCUUUGCAUCAUCUUCCUUGUUUCUAUCUUUCCCUCCUCUCCAUCAUCUGCCAAUUAGCUUCUGCUUUAGAGCGAACGACCCGCUCCCAUUCCGAGGAGUUUCGUGUUACCGUUGCCUUUUCCCUUCCGGCGGUACGUGGAGCAGGUCAGCGAUUUUCCACCAUUCGAAGUAUGAGCCACAACGGGCAGAUGAUCGUAGGAGAAAGCACUGCUAAGGAUUGGUUCUACAAAGGAGAAGGAGCUGCUAAUCUGGUCCUGGUAUAUUGCGGCUCUUCUCCCUUUUUGGUCGGAAAGGUAUUACGCAUUCAGAAAAUUCCAAAUAAGAAGACUCUGUCUGCGCAUAAAGGAUUGGACCUAUCUAAUCAUGAAAAACUUAUAUGGAAAGAUGUAGGGGAAAUUCUGGAGUCCGCUACCAGAGACUUUGCUUCCAGAGCUUUUAUUCAGCAUGUCAUGGCUGAUUUAUUGAACUCCAAACAUAUAGAUGCGGGGAUUCUUAUCUAUGUUUCUAAGGAAUUUUUGGAUGUUAUGGAGACGAAUAUUAAAAGUCAACGUCCAAUAUGGAGGGUUGAUGCUGCCAAUAUCAAUAAGCUGUGUGAAUUUGCACUUCUUAUUUCUGACCAUUCAGUUAUUACUAGUACUCCAAAAUGUGAUUUCAGCAUUGCAGUUGAAAUAAAGCCAAAGUGUGGUUUCCUCCCAUCUUCAGAAUACAUCACAGAAGCAAAUGCAAUUAAGAAGAAUGCAACACGAUUUAAAAUGCAUCAAUUCCUAAAACAUCAUCGGGGAGAGAUCUUACAAAUAAGUGGGUACAACCCACUUGAUCUAUUCUCUGGAUCAAGGGACAGAAUAUUACAGGCCAUCAUUGCCUUGUUUGAAUCUCCUCAGAAUAAUUUCCGUAUAUUUUUUGAUGGAUCUCUUGUGUUUGGAGGAUUGGGUGGUAGCUUAGAUAAUACAACUGAACAGUUUAAUAAAAGCAAAGAAGCAAUUGCAAACUUGAUUGCUUCCCGUGGCUUACAGUUAGCUAGCUUUUUUGAACUAGUAGCAGAGACAGGCUUUAGGUCUGGGAUCUUUGAUAGACUUUUAGCAACUCAGAAGUUGGAUGUCCUUGACAUAGAAGGGGUUAUUCAUCUUUAUUACAAUAUUAUUUCUCAGCCAUGUCCAAUCUGCAAAAAUUUGAGCAACAUGAAGGUUUUGCACAAGUAUUCCUCCUUGCAUUCUCUACCACUAGAGAAAAGCAUGAAAAUUGUUAGGGAAUAUCUUAUAUCAGCUACUGCAAAAGAUUGCAGCCUGAUGAUCUGCUUUAGGCCUUCAGAACUUGGCUGUACUACAUCUAAUUAUGAUUCUGUAUUUCUCAGAUCAUCAAAUCAAACCUAUGCUUACAAGGCUUUUUUUAUUGACUUGGAUUUGAAACCUCUAGAUAAGAUGUUUCAUUAUUACGAGUUAGAUCAGAAGAUUGUGAACUUCUAUAAAAUGAAUCAGGAGAUUGAACAAAAGUGACAGUGCCAGAAGAGAUCCAUCUGCAGCAGUGAUGAAGAAUAGUGGUUAAGGAUAUAUUUGCAUCCUGCAUUACGAACCGAGUAAACAACAUGUUCUGAAGAAUGUGAUCAUCUAAAACAUUCUACCUCAACGUGCAGAAGGGGAUUUGAUCAGCUGGUUGAUACUGUAAGCUCCAUGAUCCUCAGAGCCGAAUUUAAUCAGUUAAUUUGUCAGAAUUGAAAAAUAUCUAAGGAUUGCACUCCUACAAUGCAUGAUUCAUGGUUGGACUUGUGUGACGCAUACUCUCUUUCAUUUCUGCAACACUUAAGACCAACAAAAGUAGAAAAUCUAUAAAGACACCCAGAAACUUUUCCCUUAAGUGAAGUUAUCGUGCUUUCUCUUCCA